AUGUCGUUAAUCUCGCUCUUAUGCGUGUUCUUUGCGCUUCUAAGCCCUUCAUGGGCAGGCACAUACUCGCAGGUGACAAGCUUUGGAGAUAACUCAUCUGGAACAAAGAUGUACAUUUAUGUACCAACCACACUUGCAAGCAAACCAGCCAUCCUUGUUGCUGUACAUUACUGCUCGGGAACGGCUCAAGCCUACUACUCCAACACGCCAUACGCUCAGUAUGCGGACACAUAUGGAUUCAUCGUCAUCUACCCCGAGUCUCCGUACAGUGGCACAUGCUGGGAUGUGUCUUCAAAAGCCGCACUCACUCACGAAGGGGGAGCAGACACGACGUCGAUUGCUAACAUGGUCAAGUACACGAUCUCAAAAUAUGGAGCUGAUUCGAGCCGGGUGUAUGUCACUGGCACCUCUUCCGGGGCAAUGAUGACGAAUGUACUGGCCGCAACAUACCCCGACAUCUUUGCUGCGGGCAUCGUUUAUUCCGGAGUCCCCGCCGGAUGCUUCUACACUGGCACCGUCAACGGGUGGAACUCGACUUGUUCGCAAGGAAAUGUCGUUCAGGCCGCUGCGCAGUGGGCCAAAGUUGCGACCGACAUGUACCCCGGAUACACUGGACCUCGACCUAAGAUGCAGAUCUACCACGGGUCGGUUGACAGUACCUUGUAUCCAAACAACUGGAAUGAGACGAUGAAGCAAUGGAGUGGUGUGUUUGGGUACUCUGGGCCGACAGAAGUUCUUUACAACAACCCAAGCAGCCCAUAUGUGAAGUAUGUUUAUGGUUCAAAUUUGGAAGGGAUUUACGGCGUUGGCAUCGGCCACAGCGUCCCCGUCAUGGGUGCGGAGGAUCUCAAGUGGUUUGGAUUUGCAGGCGGCUCUACACCGACAUCAACAAUGCAAACCAACAUUCCUACAAGCACUACAACCAGUGCGACGGCAACGGCGACGGGUGGUCAAGCACCUCAUUGGGGCCAAUGCGGAGGCUCUGGGUGGACUGGGCCGACGACGUGUGUGAGCCCCUACACCUGGUAUUCGCAAUGUUUAUAA
Molecule: messenger RNA, 1044 nt
Organism: Clonostachys byssicola
Lineage: Eukaryota; Fungi; Ascomycota; Sordariomycetes; Hypocreales; Bionectriaceae
Source: the annotation of a GenBank genome assembly